Molecule: messenger RNA, 219 nt
Organism: Paramecium sonneborni
Lineage: Eukaryota; Ciliophora; Oligohymenophorea; Peniculida; Parameciidae
Source: the annotation of a GenBank genome assembly
AUGAAUAAUUUUUAGGAGGAGUAAAACUUAGGAGAUGAAGAUCCUUUUCAAUAAAAUUUCAUAAACGAAUUAGUAAGAGAUCAAUAUUAAAUUUUAAAGGUUAUGAAUACGUUAGCUUAAGAUUAACUAAAGCCAUAUAAAAUUUAGAUAAAAAAGAUGUCUUACAAGAAAAUUGCAAAGCAUUAAUAUGCAAAUAGAAUCAGAAAUCAUAAGGAUUGA